This is a messenger RNA of Galdieria sulphuraria, 1580 nucleotides long. RefSeq names its product H3/H4 histone acetyltransferase. NCBI's taxonomy places the organism in Eukaryota, Rhodophyta, Bangiophyceae, Galdieriales, Galdieriaceae. Gene Ontology annotation, cellular component: nucleus. Gene Ontology annotation, molecular function: histone binding. The transcript has 6 exons. Gene Ontology annotation, biological process: regulation of gene expression. Bases 57 to 1262 code for a protein of 401 amino acids. The record is from RefSeq and is a predicted model, not a curated record.
GUAUGGAAUAAAUGAUUGGAGUUAUCCCAUUGUUGCGUUUCUAAGUAACCUGUCGAAUGACUUCGAUGUAUGCCAAUACUUUGGAAGCAAGUGAUGGACACCCAGAGAAGUUCGAAGAACUGCGUAUAUGGAGACUAAACUCUUGUUUCCUAUAUGACCUACUGAUAUUGAAGAGAAACAGUCUUGGGCUUUACAGUUGCCAGUGGCUUCCAGAAACAGAUGUGGCUUUACGCCCUGGCUUCUUUUCACAAAAGAUUUUAUUAGGAAGAGCAGGGGAUGGAAAUAGUGCGUUCAUGGUGAUACAAGUGGAUAUGCCAGAUUCCAAGGAACAAGGAUAUUCAGAUGAUUUAAAGGAAGAGUUGAAGAGUGUAAAGGAACUCAGUUUGACAAAGCUACGGGUCUGUUAUAUAGGCUCGUUACGACAGGAUAUUCACCGAGUAAGAUAUUCCCCACAACAAAAUAAUAUAGUAGCUGGAAGAACUUCCAAAGCAAGUGUUGUGUUGUUCGAUAUAUCAGAGACAUCGACAUCGAACAAGCUUCAAGCAGAACCCUUAGAUAUUCUUGAUGGCCCACCGGAAAAGAAUAACUGUUUUUCCUUAGCUUGGGAUCCCGUUCGUAAAGGAGUGCUUGGAGCAGGUGGUCCAGAUAAUGGUAUUUAUCAUUGGGAUGUGAACGGUGGCAACGUUAGAGCUUUAAAUUGCUUGAGAGAUCCGCAACAAGAGACUAUAAAUGAUAUUCAUUUUCAUCCAACUGAAUCUAUUGUAGGUGCUGCCGGUGAACAAAAGAGAUUCACUUUAUUUGAUAAGACUAGUCACAGCGUGAUUGAAUCGAGGGUGGCACAUAAGAAAGGAGUCAAUUGCAUAGAAUUUCAUCCUCAAAAUGCAAAUUUGUUUCUCACUGGUUCUGAUGAUACGACUAUUGCAUUAUGGGAUAGAAGGAAGACUCAUCGUGAGUUGUAUAGGUUUACUGAUCAUCAUACAUCAGUAACCGAGUUACACUGGAAUCCAAUAUCUCCUAGUCUUUUUGCUUCUGCUGCUGACAGCAAAGUAUUUUUGUGGGAUAUGACACGUAUUGGAGCUUCUUUGGAUACGAAAGAUCUGGAUGGUAGUUCUCCAGAAUUACUAUUUAUUCAUGGUGGACAUAUCAAAGGAGUGGAAGGUUUUGAUUGGAAUUCAGAAGUCCCGCGUAUGAUCGCUAGUGUUAGUCUUGAUGAGUUUAUAGAAAUAUGGUCUCCUGGUUUACACGUUUUGGAUGAGCUUUGAAAAAGCAUACUUUGAUGAAUAUAUAUUUAUGUGUAGAUGCCAGAAAUAGACAUCUGAGAAUAUCUUUUGCCUCAUCAUCUUGGAACUUGAGCUGUAAAAGCAUAUAUUGUGGAGAUGUAUAUGUCGCUUCUCGUUUGCAAAUUCCAUUCCAUCAACCUUUAUCCACUACCACCACUACUAUUAUCAUAGAAACAAGCAAUAUGAAUAUAAAAACUAGCUAGAAAUUCCACUGUUUUUUUAAAGUUUAUGGUGGACCAUAGCAACCCUAUUUUUAUGGUUUUCAAAUAUUGAAUGUUCUCCUGCAAAUCAACAACUGUC